AAUCCAUUUGCGACAGUUUUCCAGGGCGUUUAUAAUUGAAGAUUCGACAUCUAGAAUAGCAUUCGUCAGCAUCGAUUCCGCGAUGAUGGGUGACCAAGUGAAGAAAGACGUUGUGUAAAUUCUGAAAGAAAAAAAAAUGAAUUGUCACGCGAUCUUUUCUUCAAUAUCGUUUAACGGAGUCCAUAUGAGUUUCUAACGAUUGAAUUACAUUUUAUUCUUCGUAUCAGUAGAAAUGACACAGUUCACAAAUUUUAGAAUACGGCUUACAGAAAUGAUUAAAUAUUCAUAUUUUGAUAGUAUUAAGCACUUAUAUACAAAUCACUUAAAAAUUCAAACAGCAUUCGUUGUCAGAUUUAUAUAAUAAUAUAAUGCGUCCUAAGCCUUCACUUUUCAGGUAUCAUAACAAUAAUGUAUAAUAUCGAUUUCCACUGAACUUUAACAGUCUUAUAUUAUCAUAUUACUUCUUAGCAGUAUUCAUUAUUUAGAUUACGAAUUAAAAAUUCCUGUUUUUCCCGAUUAUUUUUUUUUUAAACUGGUAAUUUUACUUUUUAUCCCCCACCCCUCCCUCGUGAUCAAAAAAGUAUCAACUAGAUCCAAUUCACUACCAGAAACCAAACUUAAAGUUGUAAUGGAAAAUUGAAUUUUUUUACUGUUUCUUAAAAGUAAAAACAAACACAUUUAUCGCUCUUCUUAGAAUUUAAAAGUGAUUAAAAUUGAAAAAAAAAACAUUCUAUAUUUGAAUUAGAUACUUCUUAAUUUAUUAUUUUACCAUUACAACGCAAUCCAAUAUUAUUAAUGGAUAUUGAUGAAAACGUUCACGGCGAACAAUUAUAAUAUUGUCUGUCGGCCGAUUUGUUAAAACUCGAUAACUGGAAAUUAAACGUACAUUUUGAUUGACGAUGAAAUAUAUUGCAAUGUGUAAUCAAACGACGAAUACGAUUUGAAGGUAUUGAAAAAAUUGAAGGAGAAGCUACCGGGCAUGUACGACACGAAUAACCUUAUGCUUUCGUCGACGCACACACACUCGACGCCGGGAGGUUAUAUGUUACACAUGCUGUUUGACUUGAGCACAUUGGGUUAUGUUCAACAAACCUUAAACUGUUUAGUAAAAGGUAUUACAUUGAGUAUUCUACGGGCCCACGACAAAUUAGAUUAUGGACGUGUAUUUGUUAAUAAAGGUGAACUAAAAGGGAUUUCGAUGAGUAGAAGUCCUCAGUCAUAUUUAUUAAAUCCGGAAGUCGAACGCGCGCAAUACGAAUAUAACGUCGACAAGACUAUGGUGCAGCUGAAGUUUGAGAGCGAGUACGGUGUACCGCUGGGCGUGAUCAACUGGUACGCGGUACACGCGACCAGCAUGAACAACACCAACAGGCUCAUUUCGUCGGAUAACGUCGGAUACGCGUCGGUGUUGUUCGAGCAAAAGAUGAACCCCGACAGUUUCAUAGGAAAAGGUCCGUUUGUGGCUGCGUUCGCUUCGUCCAACCUGGGAGACGUGACACCCAACAUCAAAGGUCCUCGGUGCCAGAAAUCGGGAAAGUCCUGCGACAUUCCCGGACCUUCGUGUGACGUCGACGAACUAUGCGUGGCUUCUGGACCGGGCGACGACAUGAAAGAGAGCACCAAAAUAAUCGCGCGGAGACUGUUCGACAGAGCGUAUGAACUAAUGGCUGGAGAACCAAUCACCGAGAUCAAAGGACCGAUCAAGUCCAUACACCAGUUUGUGGACAUGACCACGGAGGAAGUAGACUAUAUGACGCCCGGAGGAGAAAUGGUCAAAGGAAAGGGGUGCAAACCUGCGAUGGGUCAUACGUUUUCAUCGGGCACCAUCGACGGGCCGGGUUUGUUCUCGUUCGAGGGCGGCUCCAAAUCCUCGAACAAUCCUCUCUGGGACCUGGUGACGAACUUCGUGCCGAAGCCUAGUCCGGAACAGGUGGAAUGCCACGCGGAGAAAUCGAUUUUGAUAUCGACCGGAGAAUUUAAUUAUCCGUUGGCUUGGUCGCCGAAAAUAGUUACCACUCAGUUGGCCGUUAUCGGACCGUUGAUCAUAGCUUGCGUCCCGGGCGAGUUCACGACCAUGUCGGGGAGACGUGUGAGAAAAGCUGUCAGCGACGUCCUUUGCAAAAACUCUUGGUGUACAGUAGUUAUCGCGGGACUUUGUAAUUCAUAUACCGAUUACAUAACCACACCCGAAGAAUACAAGCUGCAGCGUUACGAAGGUGCGUCCACGUUGUUCGGACCGUACACGUUGCCCAUUUACCUGAAACAGUUUACGAAAUUGGCCGAGGCGUUACUGGACAGCGACGUCAAACUGGACCCAGGUCCUGACCAGAUCGACCUGAGACCCGAAGUGUGGUCGCUACUGCCGUCUCCCAUGCGCGACUCUCCGAUGGGGCGUCACAGUUUUGGGGACUGCAUCGAACAACCACCGUACUCGGCCACGUGGGGCCAAACGGUUAAAGCGAAAUUUGUAUCAGGUCAUCCUAGGAACAACCCCAUGUUGGAACAGACGUUUUUGACGGUUGAACGGCUCACGGACGAUUUAAAUUGGAACAUCGUCGCCACUGACGCCAAUUGGGAAACCGAGUUCAUAUGGAAGUCCGUUUCGUGGAUUUGGGCCAGCAGCGUAGCGGAAGUCAAAUGGACAAUACCUGAAAACACUACACCAGGGCUCUACCGCCUUAGGCACUUUGGAUAUUUUAAAAUGUAUUUUGGAGGUGGAAGGCUCGGAAAAUACUUUGGCACUUCGGAAACGUUCAAAGUGUCGAAGAGUUAGUGCUAACGUCAGUUUUGUUUCAAAACACAUAAUUAAAUUUUUUCCAUUUUACCUUGAGAGUAUGUUUGGUAUCAGUUCCUGGCUAUAAUAUUGUUAAAAUAAGAAACCCACUUUUUCCCUCCAAAUGUCAAUUUUGAUUUUUAUAAUAUUUUUAUGAUACGAUUAUCGCAAACAUUAUUAUUUAUUAAAUCAUUUCAUAUAUGUACGUGUUAAACAAUAAACAUAUAAUAUUAAAGUAAA
Metopolophium dirhodum (rose-grain aphid) is the source of this 3013-nucleotide messenger RNA. RefSeq names its product neutral ceramidase (gene CDase). The transcript has 11 exons. Gene Ontology annotation, biological process: long-chain fatty acid biosynthetic process; ceramide catabolic process; sphingosine biosynthetic process. Gene Ontology annotation, molecular function: N-acylsphingosine amidohydrolase activity. The record is from RefSeq and is a predicted model, not a curated record. The coding region runs from base 980 to 2773 and encodes 597 amino acids. Lineage: Eukaryota; Metazoa; Arthropoda; Insecta; Hemiptera; Aphididae. Gene Ontology annotation, cellular component: extracellular region.